This is a messenger RNA of Neolamprologus brichardi, 1585 nucleotides long. NCBI's taxonomy places the organism in Eukaryota, Metazoa, Chordata, Actinopteri, Cichliformes, Cichlidae. The record is from RefSeq and is a predicted model, not a curated record.
UUAUUUCGCAGCUCACAGGUGGAGGUGACGUAUCUGAGGAGGAGAGGAAGGUUGGCGGAGGUCAGGACCACUGAGGGAACAGAGGCAGCAGGAUGGCUUCACCCGAAAAGGACAAGAUGGGCAAAGAAAUGCGGAAAAAACACAGAUGUCAGCAAUGUGAGAAGGCUUUCCACAACCUGAAGCAACUCAGGAGUCAUCAAAAAAGUCACACUGAAGAAAGACUGUACAGCUGUGAUCAGUGUGAGAAAACAUACAAAACAGUAAGCACGCUAAAUGUUCAUAAGAAAACGCACAGUGUCGAGAAAUCACAUAUGUGUGAGGAGUGCGGCAGUGAAUUUAUCUCAUUGGGAAACUUAUCGACUCACAUUCAACGGUAUCACACUGGAGAGAGACCGCACCAUUGUCAGCAAUGUGACAAAGGGUUUGUGACCCGAGGAGAAUUAAAGAGUCAUCAGAGGGUUCACACAGGAGAAAAACCCUACAGCUGCGGUGAGUGUGGGAAAAGUUUUUCAUGGCUUUCCAGUCUUGUCUAUCACCAGCGCAUCCACACUGGAGUGAAACCGUUCAGCUGUGAGGAGUGUGGAAGGAGUUUCACUCGACUAUAUUAUUUAAAGGUGCACAAGAACAUCCACACAAAAGAAAUGAUUUUCUCCUGUGAGCAGUGCGGUAAAGUUUUCUCUUCAUCAUCUAACCUUAGAAGGCAUGUUGUUAUGCACACUGGAGAGAAAUCACACGGAUGUGACCAGUGUGGGAAAACAUUCACCUUGAGGCAAUAUCUGAGAAUCCACACACGUAUUCACACUGGAGAAAAACCAUACAAGUGCAGACACUGCGACAAGACUUUCAUUUCACAUACUCAGCGCACAGCACAUGAACGCAUCCACACUGGAACGAGACCGUACAGCUGUGAGGAGUGUGGGAAGAGUUUCACUCAAUUAGGUGCUUUAAAGUUUCACAGGAACAUCCACACAAAAGAAAUGCUUUUCUCCUGCGAGCAGUGCGGGAAGGUCUUCACUUCUCGUGGCGCAUUUAAUUAUCAUAAAAGGAUCCACUGUGGAGUGAAACCCUACAAGUGCAAACAUUGUGAGAAGUCAUUCUCCACAUUAUUGUCCUGUUCAGCACACGAGCAUGUCCACAGUGCAGAGAGAGCCUACAGUUGUGGUGAGUGUGGAAAGACUUUUUCAAGGUCCAGCUACUUGAAAUCCCACCAGUGCUGCCACAGGAAGAGAAAACAUUCACAUGUGACCAGUGUGGGAAAGCCUUCACACUGUCAUGUAACCUCAGGCGUCACCUCGACACGUACACUCUAUUGAAACGGCAAUAAUGUGCCCUGUGCGGGAAAAAAUUCAAAAGGGUACAAAGUCAUCGUUGUACUCAUACUGAAGAGACAACCUGAAAGUGUAAAUGCUGUUAACAAACCUUCAUUAAGCAAUGGUGAAGUCAACAUACUCCGUCUUCCCUGUUUGCUUGUUCUAAAAGAUGUUUUUGGGUAUUUUAUUUGAUUAAAAAACUCAUUCCUAGCAUUAGCAUGGAUUUUUUUUUUAGUUAAUGUGUGUGCCAUCAUUUUUAUCGUUGAUUUCUAUUU